Messenger RNA from Peromyscus leucopus (white-footed mouse), 722 nucleotides. RefSeq names its product riboflavin kinase-like. Gene Ontology annotation, molecular function: riboflavin kinase activity. Bases 12 to 479 code for a protein of 155 amino acids. Gene Ontology annotation, biological process: FMN biosynthetic process; riboflavin biosynthetic process. The transcript has a single exon. Lineage: Eukaryota; Metazoa; Chordata; Mammalia; Rodentia; Cricetidae. Gene Ontology annotation, cellular component: mitochondrion. The record is from RefSeq and is a predicted model, not a curated record.
AGGUCCGCGUCAUGAGGAGCCUGCCGUUCUUCUGCCGCGGUCAGGUGGUGCGCGGCUUCGGCCGCGGCUCCAAGCAGCUGGGCAUCCCCACAGCCAAAUUUCCUGAACAAGUAGUAGACAAUCUUCCAGCUGAUGUGUCCACUGGCAUUUAUUACGGUUGGGCCAGUGUUGGGAGUGGAGAUGUCCAUAAAAUGGCGGUGAGCAUAGGAUGGAACCCAUACUACAAGAAUGUGAAAAAGUCCAUGGAAACCCACAUCAUACAUACCUUCAAAGAGGACUUCUAUGGAGAAAUUCUCAAAGUAGCCAUUGUUGGCUACCUCAGACCAGAAAAGAACUUUGAUUCUUUAGAGUCACUCAUUUCAGCGAUUCAAGGUGAUAUUGAAGAAGCUAAAAAGCAACUGGAUUUACCAGAACAUUUGAAACUCAAAGAUGACAAUUUCUUCAAAGUUUCUAGAGGCAAAAUUAUGAAUGGCCACUGAUGAAACUGUCCACUCACUGUGGUGUCUCUAGCCUGUGAUACAGUCUCACCUUCAUCAUAGUUUAAAUCGAACCUUUGUCUGUAGCAAGUGUUCUUCAGCUAUUAGCUCCAUCAUGUUCUGUAGUACUAAAAGAUUCAUUCAAAAAUCAAGACUUUUUAAAUGUAAUAUGUUGAUUACAAUGUAGCACUAGAAAGCUAGUGUCUUGUAGCGGAAAUAAAGUCUGAGUGUCACUGGGGGAGUGAA